This is a messenger RNA of Brettanomyces nanus, 4146 nucleotides long. RefSeq lists its product as uncharacterized. The record is from RefSeq and is a predicted model, not a curated record. Gene Ontology annotation, cellular component: nucleus. The transcript has a single exon. NCBI's taxonomy places the organism in Eukaryota, Fungi, Ascomycota, Pichiomycetes, Pichiales, Pichiaceae. Gene Ontology annotation, molecular function: histone binding; ATP hydrolysis activity; ATP binding. Bases 1 to 4146 code for a protein of 1381 amino acids. Gene Ontology annotation, biological process: positive regulation of transcription by RNA polymerase II.
AUGGCUCGGAGAAAUAAACCGUAUUGGGAGGAAGAUGGAGACGAUGCUGACUACACAGCAGAAGGAGGGGGUGAAGUAGAGGGAGGAGGAGAUUCUGAGGCAUCUUUUGAGCGAGAGGUGGCUGAGGCAGAAGCUCGGGUCAAAAAGGAUGAUGAAGCGAGGGAAGAAGAAGUGAGGGCUAAGCAGGAAGAAGAAGAAGCGCGGGCUAAGCAGGAAGAAGAAGCGCGGGCUAAGCAGGAGGGAGAAGCAAGGGCUAAGCAGGAAGAGUCUGAUGAAUAUGAAAAUUAUGGAGAUACGUCAUUACAUCGAACUCGUCAUCGUAAGAAGGUGAAUUAUAAUGAAGAUGCACUAUUGGCUGAAUUAGAUGAAGAGAUAGAUGAGGAAGAGGACGAGAUUGAUGGUCCUAAGAGGAAGAGGAGACGUAGGGGACACAGUGUGAAGGAAGGGGCUACAGGGGUCACCACCGGGGAAGCCACUGGAGAAGUUACCGAAGCUUCCGACCCCAGCAACUCCAAAGAACCUUCUGAUGACGAUUAUGAAGAUGCAGGAGCAGAAGCAGACAACGACAAUGAUACCGAUUUUGUUCUAGAAGAUGAUAUUGAUGAGGAUGACGAAUUUGGAAAAAGGAGACACCGUCAAAGAAGCCGAAGACCACAAUUUGUUGUAAAAGACAACGAUGAGAUGGACGAAGAUGGCGAAUUUUACCCUGGUGAGAAUACAGGUGAUUCGUCACGCUAUUUAAGACAUGGACGGGGUAAACGACUCCACAGGAAACACGACGAGGAGCACGUGGAGCACGACGUGAAGCCACAUGAUACUGAUGGGACUCCAGAUAAAACUGAUGUAACUGUAGAGGGCCCAAUGAGCCUUCAGGACGAAUUGCGUGCGUUGAAGGAAGAUACGGCACCCAAUACACCCGAACCGGAAGAGGGUCAAGAGACCUCUGGUUCGCACUCUGGUACUCCUGUCCAUCGUAAUCUCCGGCGAAGAAAGCAGAUUAACUACCGUCUUCCUCCUCCAGUACUCACGGAUGCUCAAAUCGAGCAGAUGAAUGCUGCUUCUAGCGCGUCGUCUCCACGUCGUCGUGCUGGACGCUACGGGGGAUCCUCAGGAGGACCUACAAGGGGUCCGGGCGCUGGCUCGUACAUUUCACAACAGAUUAGACGUCUCUUCCCUACUGUAGGACCAUUUGGAGGUAGUGAAGUAUACUCGUUAUAUGCUGAACCGGGUGGAAAGGGAGUCGGUUCUGACAACUUGACGGCUCUUGGAAACGUUUCUUCGAGUGAUUCUGAUGAUGACAACGAUUUAUAUAAACCGGUGGAUCCAAAUGAUGCGUCUAAAACAGUCGCCACGGUCGCUGGAGUCCCUGGAGCCGCUGGAUCCGCUGGAUCCGCUGGAGCACCUCGAAAACGGAACACUCUAGCAGACACAGAUCCUCUUGGAAUCGACACGGAAAUCGAUUUCUCGGCCGUUGGUGGAUUGGAUAAUUACAUUUCACAGCUCAAAGAGAUGAUCACAUUGCCAUUACUUUAUCCAGAGAUCUACAUGAGAUUUCACAUCACGCCUCCCCGUGGUGUGCUUUUCCACGGACCUCCAGGAACAGGUAAAACACUUAUGGCUCGUGCAUUGGCAGCAUCGUGCUCAUCACAAGGACAAAAGAUCACAUUUUUCAUGAGGAAAGGCGCCGAUUGCCUUUCCAAAUGGGUUGGUGAAGCUGAACGUCAUCUCAGACUUCUUUUUGAAGAAGCCAAACAGAAGCAGCCGAGUAUCAUUUUCUUUGAUGAAAUUGAUGGCCUUGCACCCGUUAGAUCCUCAAAGCAGGAGCAGAUUUAUGCGUCGAUCGUCUCCACGUUACUUGCUCUCAUGGAUGGAAUGGACAAUAGAGGACAAGUGAUUGUCAUUGGAGCAACGAAUCGUCCUGAUGCCGUUGAUCCUGCGUUGAGAAGACCUGGAAGAUUUGAUAGAGAGUUCUAUUUCCCGUUGCCGGACGAGUCAGCACGAGAUGAAAUUCUUAAGAUUCAUAUGAGGAAAUGGGAUGAGAAACCGUCUGACUUGUUCACUAAGCAGCUCGCCAGACUCACAAAGGGAUAUGGGGGUGCUGAUUUACGGGCCCUUUGUACGGAAAGCGCUCUCAAUGCCAUUCAAAGAGCGUAUCCGCAGAUAUAUGAGUCAUCUGACAAGCUCAAGAUCAAUGUGAACAAAGUAAAUACCAUUCCAAGCGACUUUACUAGGGCUUUACAUAAAAUUAUUCCUUCCAGUGCCCGUUUUGUCGGUGCCAGUGGAAUAGGUCCACUUCCAGCCAAGGUAAAACCGUUGUUGGAGGCUCAAGUGACCGAGAUCUCUACUGUAGUGGCCUCUACUAUACCGCAGACAAAGGAAAUGUCACUUUUGGAGGAAUCACGGUACGUUGAUUUGUCAUCUAUGAGACCCGAUGGAGGAUUUGAACAGCAGCAGCUUGUACGGAAACUUGACAGUGGCCGAGUGUUCAAUCCCCGGUUCGUUCUUUGCGGAUAUCAUGGCCAGGGACAAAGGUACGUGUGUUCUGCAUUGUUACAUAGUUUAGAGGGUUUCAAUGUGCAAACUUUGGAGUUUGCCAAACUGUAUAGUGAUGGUUCGAUUUCUCCUGAAACUGCUGUGAUACAGAUUUUUCAGGAAUUACAGAGACAUCCUCCAGGGGUUCUCUUUAUACCUGAUUUACUUGAAUUUGUUGACAAUAUCUCGGCCAGCGUGCGUGCAACUAUCGUUGAUUUAGUUCGGUCGCUUCCAGCCUCCGAAAGGGUACUUAUCUUUGGAAUUAUUGAUGACAAGAAGCGUCUAAAAGAAUCUCAGGAUGGGUACAGUAAGGAAUUGAGAAGCGUGUUUGGAAUAGAGUCUGAUCACAUGGUGGAAUUGAGAGAUCCCACGGAGGAGGAGCGUCGUAGGUAUUUUGAGGAUGUUUGGAAAGCUUUGAGGAUGACACCAUACGAUUAUAACGAUGUAGCAGUGAGACCGAAGAGAAAAUUGAAGAAGUUGAAAGUAUUGAGACCUCAGAAGAAUCCAGAAGAAGAAGACGGUGAAUUGUCUGCUAAAACGAGCGCCAAAAAGGCACGAGAGCAGAUGAAGCACGAUCUGAAACUUAAGAAUUCGUUAAAAGUCAAGCUUGCUGGAAUGAUGGAUGCAUUUAAAGUGAGAUACAAACGAUUCCGGAAACCCGUAGUAGACGAUGCUUAUUUGAUCCAUCUAUUCGAGGACUUUCCAGAUCCCAAUGCAAUGUAUCAGAAGGAAGCAAAUAUGAUCAAGGAAAUCUCCACUGGAAAGAAGUUCUACAAUAUGGAUUUGGAGGUAAUUGAGGAGAGGCUUUGGAAUGGAUUCUACAGCGAACCGAAGCAGUUUUUGAGAGAUAUCGAGAUGAUUGUAAAGGAUGCAAGAGAGACUGGCGAAAAGGAGAGAAUUUGGAAAGCCAGCGAGAUGUAUGCCAAUGCCGAGGUUAGUGUUGAAGAUAUGGAAGCAAUUCAGCCCAAGCUUUCUCGAGAGUGGAAGGAAUUAAGGGAUCGUGAGCGUAGAGGUGAGAAAGAGAGGAAGGAGAAGGAGAAGGAGGAGAAAGAGAGGAAAGAGAAGGAGGAAGAGGAAAAGAAAGAUGAAAAGGAAGAAGAGGAGGAAGAGAAGGAGGAAGAAGAGAAGGAAGAGGAAGAGAAAGCAGAACUUCAUAAUGAUUCAAGUUCCAUCGUAGCUUCAAUGGUGAGCUCGUCAAAAUUACAGGCACAAGCACAGAUACAAAUUAGGCCUAAUGGAGAUAUGAAUAAAAGUGUGAGCACUUUGGAGGCUCCAAAACCGAUUCAAUUAGUUGAAACUGAUGCGAAAAAGGAACUAGAAGCAGAGAUAAAAGACAUUGAAGAAGAGACCAGACUUAGUGAAAUCUCAAAGAAUGAAGAUUUGGAGAUUUCAGACUCUUCUGAAUCGGAGGUGGAGCUUCCUACAGAGCCAGAAAUGGUUAUCGAUGAGCAGAAAUUGCAGGAGUUAGAGCAAAGAGUGAUAGAAAAAACGGCAAACGAAACAAUCGACGGUCUUGAGAAACUCAGCAGCGGACUGAUGGGAGUGGUGUGGAACCACCGACUCGAAAAGGACAAAACUAGGGCCCUUGAAGAGAUGUCAAAGAUAGUGGAUUGA